Messenger RNA from Dreissena polymorpha, 4529 nucleotides. Its product is annotated as transcription elongation regulator 1-like. The record is from RefSeq and is a predicted model, not a curated record. The coding region runs from base 42 to 3107 and encodes 1021 amino acids. Gene Ontology annotation, molecular function: RNA polymerase binding; transcription coregulator activity. The transcript is spliced from 18 exons. Gene Ontology annotation, cellular component: nucleus. Lineage: Eukaryota; Metazoa; Mollusca; Bivalvia; Myida; Dreissenidae.
CGUCAGAGAUAACCACAACGAGGCUUGCCUAGGCGUGCAAAAUGGACGACGAUUCAGUGCAGCAAGAAUCAAAUGAGUCUUACGGAGACGGGGACAGCAAUCAUCAAGAUAAAAGCGACGAUUACGGUGGCGGUUACGGUGAUUACCAAAAUUAUGGCGAACGGUUUCCAGGCCCAAGGGGCCCUCCUGGCCCUGGCGGCCCACGCGGUGGCCCUUGGAGAGGUCCCAGGCCACCGCCUUUUGGAAGAGGUCCACCACCAAGGUUUAGAGGCCCCCCGCCACCUGGCAUGAGGGGACCGCCUCCUCCAGGAAUGCGAGGUCCCCCUGGGAUGAGGGGACCAGGACCACGAGGUCCCCCGCCACCACACUUUGGGGGCAGGCCACCAUUUGAUCCCAACUAUGGCCCUCCACAUGGGCCCCCUGGCCACGGUCCACCGAUGGGACCAGGUGGUCCCAUGGGUCCACCAGGCAUGCCUCCUCAUGGACCACCUGGAGGUAUGGCUCCACCAAAUAUGGGCCCACCACAAAUGGAUCCAUACCCUAGGCCGCCUGGCACAGGCAUGCCCCCUACCAUCCCUCCACCAAACUUCAGUGUACCACCACCCGGCUUUAUGCCCCCUCCCAUGGGCGGAGGUCUGCCUAACAAUGACCCAGGACUUCAAGAAAUCUGGGUCGAGACAAAAACAGCGGAAGGAAAAACCUACUUCUACAAUGCCAAGACGAGGGAGUCAGCAUGGACAAAGCCAGACAAUGUAAAGAUCAUAACUCAGGCUGAGGUUGAGCAGAUGGCAGUUCAGUCGGCGCAAGUGAAUGCCAUGGCCUCGGGCACUGGCUUCAAUUCCAUGGGACAGACAACACCCCUACAAGCUCACCCCACACCACACUCAGAUAUGCAGCAGCCAGGAGUGCCAGGUAUGCAGCCCAGUGUACCGGGCACCCAGCCUCCCUUCAUACCGCCGGCCAGCUUCCCGGGCAUGCCCACAGGCUUCGCCCCCAACAUGGUUCCCCCGGGCAUGGGUGGCUACCCUGGGGCCAUGCCCACGGGUCCCCUGGGUGGGGCUACCUCACAGGCCGACAAUUCUGUUGUGGCCCAUAAACUUCCAUCUAGUCAGCUGCCACCAAAGCCCCCAGAGGUUGCUGAAUGGACAGAGCACAAGAACACAGACGGUAGGUCCUACUACUACAACUCCAAGUCAAUGGAGUCCACCUGGGAGAAACCGAAAGCCCUUGUCGACUGGGAGGCCAAGAUAACUGCCCUUCAGACCCCUGUUGUCAGUGAGCCGGAACCUGUGAAGGUUAAUGGGGCGGUUGCCAUGGAAACCAACAGCAGCUCAGAGGCUGCCCAGAGCAAGUCAGACAGUGAGGAUGAGGAUGAUGAGCAGGAGGAGGAGAAAGAGGAGAAAACCGAGCAAGAGAAAGCCCAGGAGAAGUCCCGACCAGUAUCUAGCACACCCGUGUCAGGCACACCAUGGUGUGUAGUGUGGACGGGUGAUGGGCGGGUGUUCUUCUAUAACCCCAGCACCCGCACCUCGCUGUGGGAGAGACCUGACGAUCUCAUGGGCAGGGCUGAUGUGGACAAGCUCACAGAGAGGCCUCCGGGCGAGAAAGCCCCUGUUACUGAAACAGCCAAGGAGGAUGGUGAACCAGCUGCCAAGAAGAAAAAGCCCAAUGAGGAGAAAGAGGAGGAGAAGAAGUCUCAGAUAGACAACAGCAAGGAGGCGGCCAUUGAGGCGGAGGUGCAGGCAGCCAGACAGAGGGCCGUAGUGCCACUGGAAAUACGCAUGAAGCAGUUCAGGGACAUGCUGGCUGAGAAAGCCGUGUCAGCAUUUUCCACAUGGGAGAAGGAACUACACAAGAUUGUAUUUGACCCGCGAUAUCUGUUGCUGACAUCCAAAGAAAGGAAGCAGGUGUUUGAGCAGUACGUGAAGGAGCGAGCCGAGGAGGAGAAGCAGGAGAAACACCGGAGACUGAGGGAGAAGAGGAACGCCUUUAAACAGCUGCUGGAGGAGGCCAAACUACAUGGAAAGUCUUCAUUCAGCGACUUUGCGAGCAAGUUCGGGAAAGAGGAGCGUUUUAAGGCGAUCGAGAAGAUGCGGGAGCGCGAGUCGAUCUUCAGCGACUUUGUGUCAGACGUACGGAAGAAGGAGAAGGAGGAGAAAUCACAGCAGAAAGAAAAGUCGAAAUCUGAGUUCAUGAGCCUUCUGAAGGAGACCUCGGACAUUGAGCGCCACUCUCGUUGGAGCGACAUCAAGCGCAAGAUUGACUCUGAUCCUCGUUACAAGGCUGUUGAAAGCAGCUCACGGCGAGAGGAUUGGUUCAAGGACUACGUGAAGACGCUUGAUGAAGAGUCGGACAACGAUGAGGAUCGUAAGACACGGGAGACUCGUGAGAAGCAGGAGCGUGUAGAGGCGAGCAUACGUAAACGGGAGGAGGAGGUGCGAAGCAGCCUGUCCACCAGCCUGCGCGAACGAGAGAAAGAACGAGAACUGCACAAGAAGGACGAGGCUAUACAGCUAUUUAACGCUCUUUUGGUGGACUUGGUACGUAACAGUGAGGCGCUGUGGCGUGACACCCGUAAGCAGCUGCGUAAGGACCACCGCUGGGAGCUGGCGAGCCUGCUGGAACGGGAGGAGAAGGAAACGCUGUUUGAGGAGCACAUAAAGGCACUUGCCAAGAAGAGCAAGGACAUGUUCCACAAGCUGCUAGACGAAACACCUGACUUGACCUUGAGUUCGUCCUGGAAGGAGGUCAAGAAGAUGAUAAAAGAGGACCCGCGCUAUACAAAGUUCUCCUCCAGUGACAGGCGGCGUGAGGCUGAGUUUGAUGAAUACCUGAGAGAGAGGUAUGUGACUGCCAAGUCAGAAUUCAGAGAACUACUUAAAGAAACCAAACUGAUCACAUACAACAGCAGAGGCAAACUGCAAGAGUCAGAUGCCCAUAUGAAUGACAUCAUUAAAAUUCUAGAGAACGACAAACGUUAUCUGACACUGGAGCCUGUAGCAGACGAACGCAGGAAGAUUCUCAUUUCCUACAUUGAUGACCUUGACAAGAAAGGCGUCCCUCCCCCACCCACCGCUACUGAGCCUAGCAGGAGAAACAUCAAGUAGCUAUAGAAACAUAAAGGAGCACAUCAAGUAACCAAAGAGACACCAUUUAAACAUUGCUGACACGUGCAGGCUGAAGAAGGCUAACCAAAGUGUUCAGUGGAUUUGCGUUCCAUGUUAUGGUUGGGCUGUUGUCAUUGAAUGGAAGUGUUUAAUUUUUAAUUGGAUUUUUUUUCAGAAAUAAGCAACCAGAAUUUACCUUUGGUUAUAAUUGUGCUGGUAUUCAUUCCAUGUUCUGGCAAGCAAUGGCUGCUCAGUUUUGUUUUUUCUUUCUUAUAAGAAAUAAAUACCUAAGUUAGUAAAUGUUUGAUGCACUGAAGGUUGAAAGGCAUUUUAUAACAUUUUAUUGGAGCUUGACUCAUGCAAACACAGGUGAAAUUGAAUAAAUCCUGGCCCUGUGUUAAGUAACAACUGAAGUAUGUAUGUUGUUAUGAAGGGGAAGUAACAACUGAAGUAUGUAUGUUGUUAUGAAGGGGAAGUAACAACUGAAGUAUGUAUGUUGUUAUGAAGGGGAAGUAACAACUGAAGUAUGUAUGUUGUUAAGAAGGGGGCAAGGAACAGGUUACUAGAUUUUGUGGUGGUUGCAAAUUGUUCAUUAACAUUUUUCAACUUGAUAGGAAAUGUCUAAGGGUCACAAAAAAGAGUAUGCAUUUUGUGUUUUUAAAAGGGACAAUGUCCAUGUUUCUGAAUGUACUAAAUGUUUUAAGUUAACACAUGUAGCACUCAGUUGUUAUUUGAAAGACAGGCCUAUCAUUGUUUCUGACAUUGAAUGCAUCAAAAUUUGAUCGUAUAAUUGUACAUAAAAUAAGGACAUAAGUACACAAUUGUGAAUUAUCAGAAAUGUGUGUGAACAUUUGUUUGUCAGGUUUUCCUUUGUUUGAUUUUAAUAAUAUUGAAAUAUGUUGUCUUGCAAUUUGGUAUCAUUAAAGUUAUCUGCAUACUGUAAGUUUUACAAGUUUUAAGCUUUUAGCGAGUCUUUGCUGCUUGUUGCAGAUGUCUGUAAAUGGUUGAGCCUCUCUCUGAAUUGUACAACUUGUCUUCAUCUUACAACAUUUCAAUAGUAUGCUCAUUCGGAAAUGUUUUAUCAGUGUGUAAUAUUUUAUUAUUCUUUUGUCAGUAACUGGCACACUCAGCAUUUUUGUAAUCACAAACAGAACAUAGUUUGACAUCAUGUCGGUUGCAUUGUAAAACUUUGAUUGUAUUACUCAUGUUCUAUGUUCAUAUUUACUAACGCAAAUUGAUAAAUCAUGGUAAUGAUUCUCUUAAAUUCUGUCUUGACAUGACUUGUUUAUUGUACACGUUACAUGUUUAAACAACCAUACCAGACCGACAUGUUUGUUUGGUAUAUUAUGUCUAUGUUCAUAAGCAUUUUGUUUUGAAAGACUCUGCUCUGUUUGUGUCUUUCAGAAUAGAGGAUGAAAGUAA